This is a messenger RNA of Chinchilla lanigera (long-tailed chinchilla), 2828 nucleotides long. It is a transcript of the gene Dipk1a, whose product is annotated as family with sequence similarity 69, member A. The record is from RefSeq and is a predicted model, not a curated record. The coding region runs from base 109 to 1320 and encodes 403 amino acids. NCBI's taxonomy places the organism in Eukaryota, Metazoa, Chordata, Mammalia, Rodentia, Chinchillidae. The transcript has 5 exons.
CCAAACCUAAGUGAACUGAACUACUUCUGGAGCACUGAACCACCUGAAUAAUGGAAAUCAUCCUCACCUUUGGGGAGAGAACUACAGGCUCGCUUCUCAUAUGUUCGGAUGAAAUACCUUUUCUUUUCCUGGUUGGUGGUUUUUGUUGGAAGCUGGAUUAUAUAUGUGCAGUAUUCUACCUAUACAGAGCUAUGCAGAGGAAAGGACUGUAAGAAAAUAAUAUGUGACAAGUACAAGACUGGAGUUAUUGAUGGGCCAGCGUGUAAUAGCCUUUGCGUUACAGAAACUCUUUACUUUGGAAAAUGCUUAUCCACCAAGCCCAACAAUCAGAUGUAUUUAGGGAUUUGGGAUAAUCUACCAGGUGUUGUGAAAUGUCAAAUGGAACAAGCACUCCAUUUUGAUUUUGGAACUGAAUUUGAGCCAAGGAAAGAAAUAGUACUAUUUGAUAAGCCAACCAGGGGAACCACUGUACAGAAGUUCAAAGAAAUGGUCUACAGUCUCUUUAAGGCAAAAUUAGGGGACCAAGGAAACCUGUCUGAACUGGUUAAUCUCAUCUUGACGGUAGCUGACGGAGACAAAGAUGGCCAGGUGUCCUUGGGAGAAGCCAAGUCAGCAUGGGCACUCCUCCAGUUAAAUGAGUUUCUUCUCAUGGUGAUACUUCAAGAUAAAGAACACACCCCCAAACUAAUGGGCUUCUGCGGUGACCUCUAUGUGAUGGAAAGUGUCGAGUAUACCUCUCUUUAUGGAAUGAGCCUCCCAUGGGUCAUUGAACUUUUUAUUCCGUCUGGGUUCAGAAGAACUAUGGAUCAGCUGUUCACACCAUCAUGGCCUAGAAAGGCGAAAAUAGCCAUAGGACUUCUAGAAUUCGUGGAAGAUGUCUUCCACGGCCCCUAUGGAAACUUUCUUAUGUGUGACACUAGUGCCAGAAACCUAGGAUAUAAUGAUAAGUAUGACUUGAAAAUGGUGGAUAUGAGGAAAAUUGUGCCAGAGACAAACCUGAAAGAACUUAUCAAGGAUCGUCACUGUGAGUCUGACCUGGAUUGCGUUUAUGGCACGGAUUGUAGAACUAGCUGUGAUCAGAACACCAUGAAGUGUACUUCAGAAGUAAUACAACCAAACUUGGCAAAAGCCUGUCAGUUACUCAAAGACUACCUACUGCGUGGUGCUCCAAGUGAAAUUCGUGAAGAAUUAGAAAAGCAGCUUUAUUCCUGUAUUGCUCUCAAAGUCACAGCAAAUCAAAUGGAAAUGGAACACUCUUUAAUACUAAAUAACCUAAAGACACUAUUGUGGAAGAAAAUUUCCUACACAAAUGACUCUUAAUUUGGACAUUGUUACCAUAGUAGGAAACUUACCAUUUCUGAAUAUCCACUUAGAGCAUUCAAAAGAAUGGCUUCUGAUUCAGAUCCUUCCUUCAGGGGCAUAAGGAGCCAUCAUCUUAAAUACACACAAUUGUGGAAGUAACAUUGGGCACACAAGAUUUCACUCCUUUGUUUUUUGAGAUGGGGUAUUGUUCUGUUGCCCAGGUUGGACGAACUCCUGGACUCCAGUGAUUUUGCCUGAGCCUCCUCUGCGCUGGGACUGUAGGCACACACCACCACGUGCCAACUCCUGCUUUUAGAAGCUCUGUUACAUUUGCCAAUUCCAUGCACUGUGGGGCUAUUUUGAGUGGUGACUUAAAAAAAAAAAAAGCUGUGAAACACCUCAUUCCAUAAACAACAGUGAAUGUUUUAUUACCCAAAUACCAUUGCUGGGCAGUUUGCACUGAAGGUGUUUAAAACUUACACAAAUUUACUAAUGUCUUAGCAUGGUAACAUUUGCACAUUAACAAGACUGCAAAGCAGGUUCAUUAAAAUUACUCCUUUAUAAAACCAUACUGGGUUAACAGUAUGGUUUAUUACACCAUAGAUUUACACAUUUUAACCUCAGACAUCAAAUGUCACAGAUAGCUGGCAAACAUCCCCUGAAUGGUUUUUAACUUGAAAAAGUAUUCUACUUGACAAUACACCAUUAGCAAUGUUAGUGGCUGAAAUCAAAUUUUCACUAGCCUAAAGAUUGGAUGGGGCUGCACGCAGUGGCAGAGGCCUGUAAUCCCAGCACUCGGGAGGCUCGGGCAGGAGGAUCACCACAGAUUUAAGGCCAGCCUAGGCUCCAUAGUGAGUUUAAGACCAGCCUGGGCUGCACAGCAAGACCCUGUCUCAAAAUAAAGCUGGGUGAGCCCAUCUUAGUAUCAGCUAAGCCUACCAAGUUUACAGUCCCUUGAGUUGGGAAUGUAGCUCAAUGGUAGUGCUUGCUUAGCAUGCUUGAGGCCCUGGGUUUGAGUCCCAGAACUGCAAAACUGACAUCUUGAGGCCACAUACCCAAAACCCAUUUAUCCUGCAUUUGAGCUGUGGGGAAAGUGCUUAACUGUUAAGAACAGGACUAAAAGAAAUCAUCAAAGACCGUCAAUUUCCCAUUUUCAGUGUUUCCUGUGGACUAAAGGGCUGUUUCUUAAAAGAUGCAUGUAAAUUUAUCCACCCAAUUAUUUUUUCCCACAUACGCAAAAUUUACUAUUUGGUCACUUUCCAUGUAUUUUCAUAGUGAGAUCUGGCAUGUACCCUUCAACAUCUCCAUAAAAAAAGACACCUCCUCUUCAGUCUGAAGGCACUAGUAUACUUUCUCCUCAGAGGUUUAACCUAGUUAACAUGAGUGUACUAAAUCUGUGAUCUUCAUUUGCUCUCAAAAUUGAAAGCCAUGGGUUACCACCAGUUGUUUCCUUCAAGAUUGUACUUUUGAGGUAUGUUUUCUUCCCACUAAUGAUCUGGUUAUAAUAAAUGAACAGAAGAAAUACU